This is a messenger RNA of Lathyrus sativus (Indian pea), 189 nucleotides long. Lineage: Eukaryota; Viridiplantae; Streptophyta; Magnoliopsida; Fabales; Fabaceae. The record is from the annotation of a GenBank genome assembly.
AUGUCAAGUAUGGUAGAGGUAUGGAUCGGGGAGCUAGCCAAACUCAAAGAGAAAGUUCUCAUCAACAAGACUAAAUCUAAAGAAGGAUAUGAGCAAGAGAAAGAAGAGAGAUGGAAAACUCAAAAGAACACAACAGCAAUAUCUGAGUCAACAAUAUGUUUGCUUAUGGAUAGAUUUGCACCAUGUUAA